Messenger RNA from Salvia hispanica, 1683 nucleotides. Lineage: Eukaryota; Viridiplantae; Streptophyta; Magnoliopsida; Lamiales; Lamiaceae. The record is from RefSeq and is a predicted model, not a curated record.
ACACGACUACUCAAUUUUGAUGUAGAUUAACAGUGUAAUCACUCGAAAUAUUAUGAAUAAAACGAGUUUUAAAAAGAAGAAACCUGAAAACCGCUGCGCAUUCAACACACGUCUGUGAACCUCUGCUUUAUUUUUUUUAGUAGUACUAUUUUUUUAUUUCUAAAACUACCUGCGCUGGAUUUCUCUCUCUUCUCUCUAUUUUUGUGUGUGUGGGGAUGAAUCUGUGGCUACGCAGGGGCUAUGCCGUCAGCCUGAAGUAGUACGAUUAGAAUUUGCAAUCUUGUUAUCGUCUUCGCAUCUUCAAAUUCCUCAAUAACUUGCGCAACGCAACUCUUACUCUCCUUGUGAUCAGCAGCUGAAUUUUCGUUUGGGUGAGUUCAUUUAAUAUACUGUAUAAGAUUGGGAUUCUGAUGGUUCAACAAACAAAAGAUUCUACAUUUACUGAAUACGGGCUUGCUCACACUGAAUCUGGUCUGUCAAAUUCUGAUAAGCAACUCUCCAUCUCAACAGCCGCAAAGAGGACAGAAUUGCUGGGCUCCCGUAAUGAGAGCCCCAUGGCCGUGUCUAAAUCUAUUGGAAGCCAGUUCCCUGUGGAGACCAGUGAAAGUGUUGAUGAAGCUGUUAAGAUUUCUGGAACGAAAAGUAAUGGUGGAGGCGCGCACAUUGUCUAUGUUCGCAGAAAACCUGAACUAGAAAUAGCAAAGAGCAAUCUUUGUGAUACUCAACUUAAUGCUGACAAUUGUUCUGAUACUAAGAAAUCUGUUAACCAGGAUGAUGCAACUCAACAGUUCACAGGGAAGAAUGAGCCCAUGAUAUGUGUAUCAGAUGCUGCACCACUUCCUAGGGCUUCUUCCCCAAGUUUCUCAUCUACAAGACGUUCAGUUUCUCCUUCUCUUGGAGUAUCUGGUAAUAUAUCAUCACCAGAGAAUAUUAAACACGUUGAUUUUAACUGUAGAAAACCUUCUCCAAAAGAACCUGCAAUGGUGAGUGUCAAUCUCUGGGAAGAACAAUAUAACCGCUUGCAGAGUUUCUUGAAAAUGUUGGAUCAAUCAGAUCAGUAUGAAUAUGUUCAGAUGCUUCGAUCGCUUUCAUAUGUUGAGCUUAGCAGACAUGCGUUGGAACUUGAGAAACGAUCAAUUAAGCUUUCGUUGGAGGAAGGUAAUCAUAUGUUGCAUUCAGGAGGCAGCCACCUUGCAUGGGAUAACAGUUAGCUUAAGGAUUCUCCUGAGGGAAAUGUGUUCUAUGAUAUAUCUCUUGCUUUCAUCUUUAACCAGUAACACUGCAUGCAGCCAGAUUCUGUAUUAAAAACUAUUAGUGUAGGAUCCCUUACAUGCAAUGGGGUUAUUUUUUUCAAUAAAUGAAUUUGAUAUUUGUGAAACAUCAGAAUAACGUGGAUCCAUAUUACCAGAUCUAUAAGGAUCUAUGAUAUUGUACAAUAUAAUAUGCUACUGAUACCAAAAUCAUGAAAGACAGCAAAGUACUAUAACAUCUUCCUGCCCGACCUAGAAUCUCAUGGAUGUUUUCUGCAUCACUGUAUUUGUAUUUGAAGUGCAGAUUCCUUAUGCUUGUGCUUUCUUAUCUAUGUCAUCCAAUUGGAUGCAAUAUGAAAAUUUUAGUUGUGGGUUCUCUCUGUCUUCAGAACCACAAUUAGGUGGAAGGUAAAGAGUACUGACAUACAAUUUA